AUGUGUAGCAUGUGUGCAGACGGGCGUGAAAUAGUGGAUGAUGAUGUGAUUCAGUGUUCUAACUGCUCGGCUUGGUGCCACUUUGUGUGCACCAGACUACCACGGUAUCAACUUUAUGUAUAUAAGACAUCAACACGAAAAUACACAUGUGAAGUGUGUGUGAAAUGUCCAGAGGAUUUCAUAAUACUUGAAAAGAAAACCCUUACGAAACAGGCUAGUGACAAUGAAAGGAAAAGUUAUGAAUCAAAAUCAACACAGUCUAGUUACAUUGAAAUAAACAGUCGUGAAUCUAAAUCAACACAGUGUAGUAACAUUGAAAUAAAAAAUUGUGAAUCAAAAUCUACACAAACAGCUGCAGAAACUACUACCUACCAAAAUAAUGAAAGUUUAGAAAUUGGACUUGUGAAAAUUCUCGACCAGGUGUCAGAGGUGAACAAACACCUGCAGAAAUUAGAUGUACCAAAUGACAUUCAAGAUUUACGUACAGAACUUGAAAAACAGCGUGAAUGCAACACAAGAUCAAAUGUUGAAAAACAAUUUGAAAGUAGAGAAAAUAGAGAAAAGUCAAAAAAUAGUCAGUUAAUCAUUGAACUAGAGAAAGAGAAAGCAAAGAACAGUAAAAUGACUAUAGAAAUGGAACUUGAAAAAGCAAAGGAGAAAUCAAGAUACAGUAAACUAUUGUAUGAAUCAGAGACUGAAAAAGUGAAACUGAAAAGUGAGAUUGAGUCAAAUAACAUUAAACUAUCUUGUCAGGAAAAAUCUCAGAAUAUCUUCCAUACUGAACUGAAUAUGAUGGAAAAACGAUUUAAGCAGAAAUGUGACGAAAUAGUUGAACAAGAUAAUUUGAUUAGAAACCUGAAGUGUCAAAUUAAAAAGCUGGAUGAGGAAAUGUUAAGUAUAAAACUCUUAUUAAGUGCUGAUAAUGCCACUCAACCUUGGGAAACUGUCGCUGUAAACAAUAACAAAUCAACCACAACACAAACAAAUGAAAAAGUCACGAAAGCAACAGAGACUCUUGAGCAAAAUCCACAUACAAAUACAGACAAGAGAAACAAUCAAGAUAGACGGAAAUCAAAUCAUAGCCAGGAUAGCAUUAACAGAGACAAACCGACCAUUAUAGGAAAAAGAUACCCAGAUCAGUCAAAAAGUAACACCCAUAACAAACACAUGUUAAUGGUAGGAACUUCAAACAUUAAAUAUCUCAGUGCAAAGUACAUGGCUGACUUUGGGAGAAAUAAUCUGUAUGUAAAGAAACACAUAAGAUAUUCUUUGAAGGACACAAAAGAUUUUAUAAAAGGAUAUGAGGGAAUUCAGCCCGACAUGCUUGCAUACCUAGUAACCUGUAAUGACCUGGAGAAAAAUAAAUGUGACGACAUAGUCCGAGAUAUGGAAGACCUUAUCGAUACCACAAAUACUAUGUUUGGCAAUAAGCCUAUUGUCAUAUCUCUACCACUACCAAGGAAGGAGAGGGACAUCAACUUGAAGGCGCAACAAGUGUCGGCGGCUUUCAGAAACAAGCUCUAA
Ruditapes philippinarum (Manila clam) is the source of this 1524-nucleotide messenger RNA. RefSeq names its product synaptonemal complex protein 1-like. The record is from RefSeq and is a predicted model, not a curated record. The transcript has a single exon. Lineage: Eukaryota; Metazoa; Mollusca; Bivalvia; Venerida; Veneridae. The coding region runs from base 1 to 1524 and encodes 507 amino acids.